Messenger RNA from Triplophysa rosa, 2929 nucleotides. RefSeq names its product protein NLRC5-like. The record is from RefSeq and is a predicted model, not a curated record. Lineage: Eukaryota; Metazoa; Chordata; Actinopteri; Cypriniformes; Nemacheilidae. Gene Ontology annotation, biological process: regulation of apoptotic process. Gene Ontology annotation, molecular function: ATP hydrolysis activity. The transcript has 5 exons. Bases 152 to 2929 code for a protein of 925 amino acids.
UCAGUGUUGCUGUAGCGGAGCUGCGAAUAAGAAACUGGAUUCAGCCUCGUGCUGGGGCAGAACUUUAUAAAUCAGAAUUCCUGUCUAUUGGUUGAAUAACAUAUCGUUUUGCAAGUGUUUCGUCAAGGUAUUAGUCAUUGAAGAAGAAGUUAUGGCUUGUGCACAGAAAUCUGCUGUUGAGUACCUCCGAAAAUGUAGGCGUGACCUAGUGACUGGUAUGCAAAACCUUCCUCUCAUCACUGAGAAUCUUUAUCAGCAGAAGGUUUUCAAUGUCCAUGAGGUUGAUGCUCUCAAAGCAGAGGAGACCGAGUUUGAUAAAGCCAGAAGUAUACUAGACUGGGUCAUUAAAAAAGGGGAAGAGGCCAGUUACGAGUUACUCAGUAUUUUGGAUUUCACUCGGAAGAGAACAUUACAAGUUGAUUUACAUGUCUGGAUAUGUUGUUUCUCCUUUAGGGAAGAUGCAGAUGCUAGCUAUUCAUUUGGCACAAAACCCUGUCAGAACUACCAGAUGGAGCUCAAGACGAAAGCAAAACGUAUCCUGAAAAAUCAGUGGCAACAGAGCUGUAAAUAUCUGCACAACAAGUCACAAACAAACUUCAUUUACAUACCUCUUGUUUUAGAGACGGGCUCUGUGGUGAAAACCGCACACAGCAAAAUAAAGAAAAAGUGCAAAAAAUUCAGAAAACUACGGCCCAAAAAACUGAGAUCUUACAUUCCUGAUAAACAAGAAACACUUUCACCUGAAGAUCUACUGAAAUGGAAAACCAGAAACAUCCUGCUGAUUGGCAAACCUGGAAUAGGAAAGACUACAGUCGUCCAGCAAAUGUUGAAAAUGUGGACAGAAAAGGAUGACAAACAGCCAGACUACGUGUUUUAUUUUGAUGAAACUGCUGUGUCCUGUGUUUCUAACCUGGUGAAUUUGGAAUCAUGUUUGUUUGAUGGGUAUUUAAAACCAAAGGAAGAAGACAGACGAGAGGUAUUUGAAGACAUUGAGGAAAACUCUGAGAAUGUUGUCAUUGUGUUUGAUGGUGUCACUUCUGUGCAAGAACAUUCCAUCCUGCAGAAGAUUAUGGACCAUGACCUUCUACCUGAUGCGAAGGUCAUAAUAACCUGCAGAACAGAGGUGGAAGAUGAUGUUAUAUCUGACUGGCCUUCACAGAAAGUGUAUGUUCAAGGAUUCAGUGAAGAGUCUAUCAGAAUAUACUAUCAGAUGAUGUUGGGUCACAAUCCUGAUCUUCUGUAUGUGGUGUUGAUCAAUCAAGAGCUGUUCAGUCUUAGUCAUGUGCCGAUGUAUGCGUUCAUGAUUGUGGCCUUCAUUCCUUUUAAAAAUGACACUGUGACCAACCAAUCAAACACAGUGACGGAAAUGUACAUCCACAUCUUUCGUGAUGCCUUAAAGAAAUGUGGGAGGAAAAAAACUGGACAAAUAGAUCGGUACCUAAGAGAAGUGAAGGAUCAACUUUAUCUCCUGAUGAAAAAUGCAUUCAGUGCAACUGAGCAGAAAAGCCUGAACCUUCCAGAGAUCAGCGGUGAUGAAACUGACAUUUGUCAUGCUUUUCUGAAAAUGAUCACAAUAAGAGACAGUCUGACGUCUGAAACAAAAUACUGUGCGUUUCUCCACAACACUAUGCAGGAAUUCUUCUCAGCUUUGUGGCUUGUUGAGAAUCCAGAUGAAAUUGAGAAAGUCCUGAAACUGUGUCAGACUGAAGAGAUUCAACACAUGAGACAUGUUCUGCCUUUCCUGUGUGGACUUCUGGGAGAACAUAACAACAAACUCCUCAAGUGUCUCUUCUCAGAGGAUCAGAUGAAGAAAACAUCCGAACGGUUCACUGAGAAACUUUUGGACACUUUCCUCAAACCUCAGAGUGACGGUGAAGACGUUGAUCUUCUCUAUGUGUGUCAGUGCUUGUAUGAGCUUCAGUCAUCUAACGCUUGCUUGAUGUUUCUGGAGAAGAUGAAGCAUCAGCUGGACAUUGAUGUGAAUCUGGACCCUCAUCAGAGUUGUGCUUUGUCUUAUGUGAUCAGUCAAUCCAGAGAUAAAGAAGUUCAUCUGAAUUUGCAGGACUGCACCGUAUCUGACACAGGAAUGAUCAUGAUUCUCUCCUGUUCACCACAGAUCAGAAUAAAGGUCUGGGAUGAACCGCUACAGCAAAUUAAAUUCUUACUAGAAUCUUGCCACAAAGUAUCAAAAAAUUAUGAGACUAUGACAUCAUGCUGUUGGACCUCUGACAAGCCAGACCUGACCCAAGCACUGCUGGAUCUUUGCUCACAUGUGAAGGACUAUGAGACUCAAUCAGGCAGGAGUUUACUUCCAGCAUUACAGUCAGUUUAUCAGACACCUGAUGUCUGGAUCAUAGAUCUCUCACAGAGAAAGACCUCCAUCCUCCUGGAAGUGUUGAAGCUCCAGACAGAGAAGAAACCAGUAGAGCUGAGAGGAUGGACAGAUGAAGAGAGUGAAGUGAUGAGUUUCCUUCAGUGUCUGCCCUACAUCUCACAACUGGGAUUGGAAGUUUCUCAUGUCCAUGAUGUAAACAGAUUUCUGUUGAGACUUUAUAUUAAAGCAGCAGAAACUGAGACACAAACAGGAGAUCAGAUGAUGAAACUGUUGACAUCAGUCUGCACAUACACAACUUUCCCUUAUGAAGAGUUUGACGACACUGAACAGAGUGAUUUUCUGCUGGAUCUUUACUCACAUGUGAAGGACUAUGAGACUCAAUCAGGCAGGAGUUUACUUCCAGCAUUACAGUCAGUUUAUCAGACACCUGAUGUCUGGAUCAUAGAUCUCUCAGAGAGAAAGACCUCCAUCCUCCUGGAAGUGUUGAAGCUCCAGACAGAGAAGAAACCAGUAGAGCUGAGAGGAUGGUCAGAUGAAGAGAGUGAAGUGAUGAGUUUCCUUCAGUGUCUGCCCUACAUCUCACAACUGAGGUAA